AUGCGCUUAGCGACAUGGAAUGUCCGCACAAUGAGGACAGUCCUCCCGGAGACCUGCGGAGGUUCAGGCUGCGCCCAAGACCUGCGCAAAACUUCUGUGAUUGACACUGAGUUGACGAGACUUAACAUCACCGUUUCGGCUCUUCAGGAAACUAGACUUCCUGACACUGGAUCCAUCAAGGAAGCUCAUUACACAUUUUUCUGGGUAGGAAAAGGUCAACAUGAUAAUCGUGAGCAUGGUGUGGGCUUCGCCGUCCGUAACGAUCUCCUUUCGUGUAUUGAGACUCCUCAUGGAAUAUCAGAGCGCAUAAUGGUAUUACGACUCUCUAGUAACUGCGGUUUUAUAACCUUGAUUUCCGCAUAUGCACCUACAUUAGUCUCAACACCUGAAGUUAAAGAUCGUUUCUAUGACCAACUUACGCAAGCCAUAAAAGCGGUACCUUCUAGCGAUCACCUGCAUAUCAUGGGUGAUUUUAACGCCAGAGUAGGCCAGGAUAACAUCGCUUGGCCAGAUUGCCUCGGUAACCAUGGUGUUGGCAGAUUAAACGAAAACGGUCAGCGUUUGCUCGAGUUCUGUUCCAACCACCAAUUUUGUAUUACCAAUACAUACUUCCGAGGCAAAUCUACGCACAAAGUCUCGUGGAGGCACCCGCGUUCCGGACAUUGGCAUCAGCUGGACCUAAUCCUGACUCGGAAAAAAUACCUUCGCUAUGUCCUCCAUACACGUUCUUAUCAAAGUGCUGAUUGCGACACGGACCACUCGCUUGUAGUGACAAAAUUGGCUAUUAUCCGCAAAAGGAUUCACUCUUCGAAGCCUCCCGGGAGAAAGAGAAUUGAUCUCGCUCAGACCAGGAUUAGUGAGAAAGUUGAGUCUUUUAAAGAGCAAUUAUGCUCGGAGAUCUUAUCUUGGGAUCAAAGCGUGUCACUUCAAGAAGAGUGGGAACGAAUCAAAAAAUCCCUUUCAGAAACUGCAGGCAAAGCUUUCGGAUAUCAGAAAGCGAAGACUGAGAACUGCUUCAGUUUCAUUGAAGCA
Molecule: messenger RNA, 1032 nt
Organism: Brenthis ino (lesser marbled fritillary)
Lineage: Eukaryota; Metazoa; Arthropoda; Insecta; Lepidoptera; Nymphalidae
Source: the annotation of a GenBank genome assembly